Messenger RNA from Adineta ricciae, 411 nucleotides. The record is from the annotation of a GenBank genome assembly. NCBI's taxonomy places the organism in Eukaryota, Metazoa, Rotifera, Eurotatoria, Adinetida, Adinetidae.
AUGAGUCAAAAACCAUCAGGUGAACAAGGUGAUUUUAUUGCCGAAGCUCAGCUAGCCAUCGACGACGUUGGCGCCGGUAUCGUCGCUAUUAAAGAAUUAUCAAAGCGUUUAAAUGAUCCUUCCGAUAUUACAACAGCUUACAUCAAUAUAAAGUCAAAUAAGAACAAAGAAUUUUGCAUUGAACUAUCACCGAAAGGUUAUCGUAUUGUUGGCAAUCAAUUCGAUGAUAAAAGUCAACCAUCCGAAGUUUAUUACGAAUCUCUUCAAGCACUUCUAACAAACGAAUCUAAAUCUUAUGUCGAUAGUUUUGCAGAAAGCUUACAGCAAAAGUUAUUCGCAGCACAACAGCAAAAAAGCGACGACGAUGAUGAUAAUGAUGAUGAUGGGGAAAGCGCUAACGUUAAACAAUAA